ACUUUUGCUGGGAAACAGAUAAGUUUCUUGCUGUUAUAUUCACCAAAAAGAAAAGAAGAAAAAAAAGAACAUAUGGCAUCACCUUCUGAACUAACCCUUGACUGCAAACCACACAGUUAUUCCAUGCUAUUGAAAUCCUAUGGAGAUCAUCAGAUUGAUCAAACCCAGAAGCUUGAACAAGUCCUUUCUCGUCUCGAGGAAGAGCGCCUUAAGAUCGAGGCAUUCAAGCGCGAGCUUCCCCUUUGCAUGCAACUUCUCACCAAUGCUGUGGAGGCUUCAAGAGAGCAACUACAGGCGUAUCAAGCGAAGAAUCAAGGAUCAAGACUAGUGCUUGAAGAAUUCAUACCCCUCAAGAACUCAAGUUCGGAGAACUCAGAGAAAUCAAAUACCAUUUCUGAUAAAGCAAAUUGGAUGACAACUGCACAACUAUGGAGCCAAGGAGCAAAUGAAACCAAACCACAAUCCUUACUUACAAUAUCCUCUAAAGAAACUGAUAUCAGUUUCAAUGUUAGUCCCAAGUUGGCCUUAGAUACCAAGAAGAGAAAUGGAGGAGCUUUCCUUCCAUUCUCCAAAGACAGAAACUCAUGCCCUGGUUCGGCUUUACAGGCUUUCUCUGAUCUAGCUCUUGCUUCUGUCAGUAUAGAUAUGGAAGAUAAGAAAUGCUCAGAGAUGACUGAAAAUGUUAUAUCUUGUCAACGGAGAGAAAACUCUGGUAAAGUUGGCAAAGGUGGAGCUGGGAUUGAGCAAGGCAAAGGAACCGGUAACACAGCUGAUGGGCAAAUAACAUAUACUAACACUGAUACAAACGGUAAUCAACCUCAUCGAAAGGCUAGGCGCUGCUGGUCACCUGAUUUGCAUAGGAGAUUUGUCAAUGCUCUCCAGAUGCUUGGUGGUUCUCAAGUUGCCACACCAAAACAGAUCAGGGAGCUGAUGAAGGUUGAAAGUUUGACUAAUGAUGAAGUGAAAAGCCAUUUGCAGAAAUAUAGGCUCCAUACAAGGAGACCGAGCCCAAGUACACAAGCAGCAGGAGCCCCAACACCCCAGCUUCUAGUCCUAGGUAGCAUUUGGGUCCCACAAGAGUACGCCACUGCCGCAGCUUCCGCUCACAGUGUCGCGCCCACUCUAUAUGGCGCUCACCACCCGGCAGCUCCCCAUGGACCACCUCACUUCUGUGCAUCACCUGUGCACCAAGAAUUCUAUACUGCGGCUGCAGCUGCAAUCCCGGCACCACUUCCACCCCAGCUGCACCACCACCAACUCCACGUGUACAAGGCCACCUCACAGCCCCAUAGCUCACCAGAAUCUGACGUUCCGGGAGUAGGAGACCACUCUGAGAGCAUUGAACGUGGCAAGUCCGAGAGCAGCUGCUGGAAAGCUGAAAGCGGCGACAACGGUGUCGAUGGAGAGAGAAAAGGGUUAGCUGCAUUGAGAGAAGAAGGUGAAGUAGGCAACGAUAGUGACACCAAUCUCAAAUUCUAAGAGAGUUAACAAGAGAGUUUUAGGGGUAGGGUUUAGGUAUUUCAAGUAAUUGUCUACAUAAUCAUAUACCAUUAUUAUCAAUUAUGUUCAAAAUUCCAAAAAUUUUUAUGUUCAAUAUGAAAAGAGG
Durio zibethinus is the source of this 1606-nucleotide messenger RNA. RefSeq names its product myb family transcription factor EFM-like. The record is from RefSeq and is a predicted model, not a curated record. Gene Ontology annotation, biological process: regulation of DNA-templated transcription. Gene Ontology annotation, molecular function: DNA binding; DNA-binding transcription factor activity. NCBI's taxonomy places the organism in Eukaryota, Viridiplantae, Streptophyta, Magnoliopsida, Malvales, Malvaceae.